UCCGCGGCCACGCUGUGCCCUCCGCUGAGGGGCGCGUCCACCCGCCGGGUGCUGGGAACCCUGGCAAUGCGGGGCCGGCGUGACCGCACAGAGUGCUGGGCUCGCGGCCUCGCCCCGGCGUUAUGGCAACGGGCGCCUGGCAACGCGGGACGGGGCGCGGCUGCCGAGGGUUUGAGAGCCUCUGGCUCUCGGCGCGCCCCCAGCUGCCGCCGGUCCCACGGCCCGAAUGAGGGGUCGGGCUCCCAGUUGGAGCCACCUCUGGGAUUCCUCUGCCUCCUUGCUUUCAUUCGUCCUUUACGCUAUUAUUUGUGCAGUGGCCUCUCUGCUCCAGGCGCUGUUCCAGGCGCUGGGCAGUGCAGGGAACAGAGCUCUGCUGCCUGAUCUCCUCUGUUCAUAAUUCAGUGGUCAAGAUGGGGGGGCGGGGGGGGGAAAACGAGUCACGCUCGUGAAUGUUCCCGUACAAACUGGUGGGGCCGUGCAAGGGUGGGGUAAAUCUGGAAGGCCUCCUUGAGGUGGUGACCCUUGGGCAGAGGCCUGAAGGAUGAGGAAUCAGCUGAGGAGCGCCUUUAAGACCAAGCUCAUUAGCUGGGCCUGGUGGCGCACGCCUGUCGUCCCAGCUACUCGGGAGGCUGAGGCAGGAGAAUUGCUUGAACCCAGAAGGCGGAGUUUGCGAUGGAGGUCUCACCAUGUUGCCCAGACUGGUCUCCUGAGCUCAAGCAGUUCCCCCGCCUUGGAUUCCUAAAGUGCUUGGAUUACAGGACUCUGCAGCCUGAAGCCCGCAGCCAUGGCAGGCCCCCGAUACCCGGAUUCAGUGCGAGGGGCGGCUCUGGUGCAGAUCAAGAGGCUCCAAACAUUUGCCUUCUCCGUGCGAUGGUCAGACGGCAGCGACACCUUUGUGUGCAGGAGCUGGGAGGAAUUCAGGCGGCUCAAGAAGAACCUCAAGGAGACCUUUCCGGUGGAGGCAGGCCUGCUUCGGAAAUCCGACCGCAUUCUCCCAAAGCUUCUCGGGGGCGCACGAGCCGCGGCCUGGCACGCCUGCAGCUGCUGGAAACCUAUUCUCGGAGGCUGCUGGCAACUGCAGAGCGCGUGGCUCGGAGCCCAGUGAUCACAGACUUCUUUGCACCGCAACCUCUGGACCUGGAGCCCGCACUGCCACCCGGCAGCCGGGUGAUCCUGCCCAACCCGGAGCCACCUCUCUCCCGUGCUGCCGGCCGCCUCUCCAUCCACAGUCUGGAGGCUCAAAGCCUGCGCUGCCUACAGUCCUUCUGCACUCAGGACACACGGGACCGGCCUUUCCAGGUGCAGGCCCAGGAGAGCCUGGAUGUGCUGCUGAGGCACCCCUCAGGCUGGUGGCUGGUGGAGAACAAGGACCAGCAGACAGCUUGGUUUCCAGCGCCCUACUUGGAGGAGGUGGCUGCAGGCCAGGGCUGGGAAGGAGGCCCGUCCCUAGGGAGCAGUGGUCCCCAGUUCUGUGCUUCCCGCGCCUACGAGGGCAGCCGUGCAGAUGAGCUGUCUGUGCCCGCAGGGGCGCGCGUGCACGUGCUGAAAACGUCAGAUCGUGGCUGGUGGCUCUGCAGGUACAGUGACCGGGCGGGCCUCCUCCCUGCGGUGGUGCUGCAGCCUGAAGGGCUGGGCGCGCUCCUGAGCAGGACAGGGUUGCGCCCAGGAGACAACUCAGCAGACGAGGCCCAGGGCUCCCCCCAACCCUCCCAGGCCACCACCCCUGCCCCCACGGUCCCCGCCCGACCUUCGCCGGGCACCAUCCAGAGCCGCUGCUGCACCAUCACCCGCAGAGCCCUGGAGCGGCACCCAGGGCGCCAGGGCCCCUAUGGAGAGUGUGUGGACCCUGUGCCACACGCUACGACAGAGCAGUGAGGGCGGAUCUCCCUGGCCAGCAGGGGUGGGAGGGGGGCGCUUUACUAUUCCUCUGAAUAAAGCUUGUUCUGAAUGA
Molecule: messenger RNA, 1951 nt
Organism: Callithrix jacchus (white-tufted-ear marmoset)
Lineage: Eukaryota; Metazoa; Chordata; Mammalia; Primates; Cebidae
Gene: NOXO1
Product: NADPH oxidase organizer 1
Biological process (GO): superoxide anion generation
Cellular component (GO): cytoplasm
Molecular function (GO): protein binding; phosphatidylinositol binding; superoxide-generating NADPH oxidase activator activity
Source: RefSeq, a predicted model, not a curated record